AUGAACAUUAUUGUACUGUGUAGUAUUUUUGCGCUUUUAUUAUCCUAUUUGUUCACCAUAAUAUCUAUAUUAACUUCUACAAUCGCCCUAUUAACUCCACAAUGGCAAAUAGUGACAAUCUCGGAAUUUCAUACUGAACAUCAGCAUGGCCUUUGGAUGGAUUGUAUCCUUGGAAAGAAGCAUAUACAAGGUACGUCUGAAAGGAGUCUUCACUGUACAUACAAAUUUGAAAAUGCUCAGAAAAACGAUUUACAAAAUGAUGAAGAUAAUGAAGAGCAGCAUAAACUUCAUAACUGGCAUAAAGCCGUUCUAUUCUUAUUACUUCUGGCGCUAUUGGCAGCUCUUAUUAUGUGUUGCUUUUUGAUGUGUGCAUUAUAUUUUCGUAUUGCAGCUCUUGUUUCAUGCACAUUAUCAUUAUUUGCAACGAUCUUGUCGAGUGUUGGCAUAGUUGUAUUCUUUAUUAAUUCACAUAAAGUUGAAAUUCGAUUUGUGCAAGGUAUCACUCGAACAUAUGAGCAAAGGUGUGGCUAUUCUUUCUAUUUGGCGCUUUCUUCCUGCGUCACUUUUCUAGCAGCAUUCCUCUGUUCAGUAUUUUGUACGGUAAUGGUAUUUUUACAUGAUCGGAAUCGACGAGAACCACCGAAAACAUAUCCAUUAAUCAAUAGUGCCGUGUAG
Cercopithifilaria johnstoni is the source of this 675-nucleotide messenger RNA. NCBI's taxonomy places the organism in Eukaryota, Metazoa, Nematoda, Chromadorea, Rhabditida, Onchocercidae. The record is from the annotation of a GenBank genome assembly.